Messenger RNA from Ziziphus jujuba (common jujube), 1697 nucleotides. Its product is annotated as casein kinase II subunit alpha. Lineage: Eukaryota; Viridiplantae; Streptophyta; Magnoliopsida; Rosales; Rhamnaceae. Gene Ontology annotation, biological process: protein phosphorylation. The coding region runs from base 124 to 1401 and encodes 425 amino acids. Gene Ontology annotation, molecular function: protein serine/threonine kinase activity; ATP binding. Gene Ontology annotation, cellular component: cytosol; protein kinase CK2 complex; nucleus. The record is from RefSeq and is a predicted model, not a curated record. The transcript is spliced from 10 exons.
AAAGUGGGAAAAGCAAAGAAAAGAAAGGGAAGGGAAAGAGAGAGUGAGAAUGAGGAGGGAGCAUCGGUCGGUCCCCUGGAAAUGUUAUAAUUGUAAUAAGGAAAUAGAAAUUGGGAAAUUUUGAUGGCCAAAAGGCCCUUGCUAUUCACCACCGUUUCCCACCACACCCUCCUCUCUUUCUUCCUCACUCCGUCUCUCUCUUUCUCUUCUUCCCACCUUUUCCUGUCCAAUCAUUCCAAGCCACCUGUCCCCCCCAUCCUCCUCCUCCGUCGCAUCGCUUCUUCCGCCACCCCCACCCCUCCUCUCUCUCAUCCCCACCACCGCCGCCGUCUUCCCUCCCUUCCUCUCCCGCCGGAAACCCUGGCUCAGAAGAUCGGCAAGUCCAUCCGCCGCCCCGGCGCCGCCUCUAAGGCUCGCGUCUACACCGAUGUCAACGUGAUCCGUCCCAAAGACUACUGGGACUACGAGUCCCUCACUGUCCAAUGGGGGGAACAAGAUGAUUAUGAGGUGGUGAGGAAGGUCGGAAGAGGAAAAUACAGUGAGGUAUUUGAGGGGGUCCACUGUACAGAUAAUGAGAAAUGUAUUAUCAAGAUUCUCAAACCCGUGAAGAAGAAAAAGAUUAAGAGGGAGAUCAAAAUACUGCAGAAUCUUUGUGGAGGUCCAAAUAUCGUAAAGUUGCUUGAUAUAGUUAGAGACCAGCAAUCAAAGACCCCUAGUCUUAUAUUUGAAUAUGUGAAUAAUACUGAUUUCAAAGUGCUCUAUCCAACACUGUCAGAUUACGAUAUAAGAUUCUACAUCUAUGAACUCUUGAAGGCUUUGGAUUAUUGCCACUCUCAAGGUAUUAUGCAUCGAGAUGUGAAGCCCCACAAUGUAAUGAUUGAUCACGAGCAACGGAAGCUUCGUCUUAUAGAUUGGGGCCUGGCUGAGUUUUAUCAUCCUGCAAAGGAAUAUAAUGUCCGUGUUGCUUCAAGAUAUUUCAAAGGUCCUGAGCUUCUUGUUGACUUACAAGAUUAUGAUUACUCUUUAGAUUUGUGGAGCCUUGGUUGUAUGUUUGCUGGAAUGAUAUUCCGGAAGGAGCCGUUCUUUUAUGGGCAUGAUAAUCAUGAUCAACUAGUAAAGAUAGCGAAGGUACUUGGAACAGAUGAAUUAAAUGCUUAUCUGAACAAGUAUCGCAUAGAGUUAGAUCCUCAUCUUGCGGCCCUGGUGGGGAGGCAUAGCCGGAAACCGUGGACAAAGUUCAUUAAUGUUGAUAAUCAGCAUUUGGCACUACCUGAGGCUAUUGAUUUCGUAGACAAAUUGCUACGGUAUGAUCACCAGGAAAGGCCAACCGCAAAAGAAGCAAUGGCCCAUCCUUACUUCUACCCCAUUAGAAAUGCAGAAAGCAGCAGAACUCGCGCCUAGUAGAUUUUGAGUUCCAGAUGAUUUGUCAUGUUUUCUUCUUCUUGGUUAGAGCUUAACCCUCUAAUCUGCCCAAAGUUUUUUUCACUUGAGAUGGUUUGAGUUUGGAUUUAGGGUUUGCCGUGUUUUGGGUGAUGAAUUAUGAAACUGUCAGUUCAUCAUUUUUAUUUUUUUUUCAUCUUUUUUUUAUAAUAUAUUAGAUUACUGUAAACUAUUUACGUUUGUUUCUUUAUGUGGAUUUAAGAUCUAACCUGUGAAUGAAUUAUUUAUCUGAUUCAAGGGCAGGAUGUUAUGGUCUA